Oryza sativa Japonica Group (Japanese rice) is the source of this 2001-nucleotide messenger RNA. Its product is annotated as probable E3 ubiquitin-protein ligase EDA40. The record is from RefSeq and is a predicted model, not a curated record. Lineage: Eukaryota; Viridiplantae; Streptophyta; Magnoliopsida; Poales; Poaceae.
AUGGCGUACAACGACGACGAGCAGACUGCUCCGACGAGCACCGCCACCGAGCCGGCGAGGCCGACGGUGGGGAUCACGGGCCAACUGGUGAAGCAAGUGCGUCUCAACAAGUACCACAACGACGUCGCGUCCAUGGCACCCCAUGACCAGGAGCUGCUGCUCGAGCUCAGGGGCUCCUCCUCGUCCACCGACAGGGCGGGCCUGGACCUCGUCGCCGUCAUCGACGUCAGCGGCAGCAUGGACGGGGACAGGAUCGACAAGGUGAAGACCGCCCUGCAGUUCGUCAUCCGCAAGCUCAGCGACCUCGACCGCCUCUGCAUCGUCACCUUCUGCACCAACGCCACCCGCCUCUGCCCGCUGCGCUUCGUCACGGCGGCCGCGCAGGCCGAGCUCAAGGCCCUCGUCGACGGCCUCAAGGCCUACGGCGACACCAACAUGAAGGGCGGCCUCGAGACCGGCAUGAGCGUUGUCGACGGCCGCAGUCUGGCCGCCGGCCGCGCCGUCAGCGUCAUGCUCAUGUCCGACGGCUACCAGAACCACGGCGGCGACGCCAGGGACGUCCAUCUCAAGAACGUCCCCGUCUACACCUUCAGCUUCGGCGCGAGCCACGACUCCAACCUGCUGGAAGCGAUCGCGCGCAAGAGCCUUGGCGGGACGUUCAACUACGUCGCCGACAGCGCCAACCUCACGGGGCCCUUCUCCCAGCUCCUUGGCGGCCUCCUCACCAUCAUCGCCCAGGACCUCGAGCUCACCGUCACGCGGUUCCAUGGCGAGGUCACCAUCAAGAGGGUGGUCUGGGUGGACGCGGGGACCUACCCGCAGACCACCGCCAGCGACGGCUCCUCCGUCACAGUCAGCUUCGGCACCCUUUACAGCGCAGAGGCGCGCAGGGUCAUCGUCUACCUCGCGCUUGCUGACAAGACCGCCUCCCCUCCGUACGACGCCAAUGUCUGCUUGGCACAGUACAGAUUCACCUUCCAGGCCCAGCAGGUGACCUCCAACCCCGAUCUCAUCACCAUAAAACGCAGACCGAGUGCUGCACCAGGCGCGGCGAGGAAGCCACAGCCGGUGGAGAACGAGCUGGCCCGGCGGCAGCACGCCGACAUGAUCAGGGCAGCCAGGGACAUGGCCGAGGCCAACAAGAUGGAGGACGCGCGGAACAAGCUGGAGGAGGCGCGGAAGGCACUGGAGGAGAAUUUCAACCAGGCGGCGAACCCGACGGUGGCCAUGCUCCUGGAGGAGCUGCGGCAGCUGCGGGGGCUCAUGGAGAGGCAGUACCUCUACAACAAGGAGGGCCGCCCCUACGCCGCCUCCUCGCUCGCCUCCCACGACCGCCAGCGCGUCGCCACCAGGGGCCAAGCCGACGGCGUCCGGCUCUACACCACGCCGCACAUGGACACCUACCUCAAGCAGGCCGAGCAGUUCGAGAAGAACCCCGACGAGGCGCCGCCGCCCGCCACGAAGCACGUCCCGGAGCCGGAUCAGGUGGUCGAUCAAGAGCCGCCGGCGCCGCCCGCCGAGGCCGACGUCGUCCCGGACGUGCCGCGAGACAUGGCGGCGGGGGACAGGAGGACGCUGUCGGCGGCGCUGCGGGUGGCGGCGGCGGUGCUGAGCCUGGCGGCGUUCGUGCUCAUGGCUAGUGUCCGGACGUCCGGGUGGGACAGCGACCGCUACGACCUCUACGAACAGUACUACAGGUAUGCCCUCGGUGUGAAUCUGAUAGUCUGCGUCUACUCGACCGCGCAAGCAGUGGUCGAAAUCGGGCGCCUCAUUUCGCCGAGGUUUGCUGCUUCUCUGAACCCGAUAACCUACUGCGUCAGCCUCUUCCUGGAUCAGGUGUUGGCGUACCUCCUAAUGUCAGCCUCGUCGACGGCCGCGUUCGGCAAGGAGCCACUCAACACAAAAAUCAACAACGCAGUUUGGCUAUCGUUCCUUGGGUUCCUUGCGCUGGCCGCCAGCGCGCUCAUCUCCAUGGACAAUCUCUUCCGCCGCAUGCUCUGA